Brassica napus (rape) is the source of this 1554-nucleotide messenger RNA. Its product is annotated as germin-like protein subfamily 2 member 3. The transcript has 7 exons. Gene Ontology annotation, molecular function: manganese ion binding. The coding region runs from base 731 to 1384 and encodes 217 amino acids. The record is from RefSeq and is a predicted model, not a curated record. Gene Ontology annotation, biological process: plasmodesmata-mediated intercellular transport; regulation of root development. Gene Ontology annotation, cellular component: cell wall; plasmodesma. Lineage: Eukaryota; Viridiplantae; Streptophyta; Magnoliopsida; Brassicales; Brassicaceae.
AAAAAAAACAAACUCUCUAAUAGCGAUUGAACCAACAAACGAUAUGUGUCUUCCACGAAUCGACUCAGUCUCAUCUCCAAGGUUACCCAUUGUUACUCUUAUUUUCUUCAUCCUUGACAGAGAGGUGACUCGAAUCAAUUCUUACAGAAAGCUUCUUUUUUUUUUGCAUGUCUCUCCGAUGGCUUAAAUAUAAUCGAAGUUCAAAUCGUGGUGAGCUGAUUCAACAGACAAAAAACUCCAAAGGUUUGUCUUCAUGUUCGUAAAUCCACCAUUAAUAACAGGUUUCAUUCGUCAGAAGAAAUAAAAGAACAUUUUUUUCUUAACUGCUGGUUCCUCUUGGUUAAACAGAAGAAGAUGGAAUCUCCGAAAGUAUAUCUCCAUCCGAUCCGUAAAAGUUGGGUCCGAUGAUUUUCUUUCUUAUUCCGAUGAGAUGGGAACUUGUUGCGAUGACAGUAAAAUGGAACUUUAAAGUGUAAGCCGUACAAACAUAAAGGUUUGCAACGGGAGUUCACAAACAUCUCUACAAAUGAAAAAGUUUGUAUCAUUAAACAUUGAUAGAUAUAUAAACUAUCACAGAUUCACAGGUGUGGUGACUUUGGCUUCGACCAACCCGUCUUCCAUGGCCUAAUCUCAUCAAGGUUUUUCCAUUGGUUAGAUCGUCUCAACAUAGAUAUAUAAAUUGAGAAACAAGGUCAAAGGACGUUCCCAAAUUCAUCAACAACAACCAACAAUGGCAAUUUCCAUGACUCAUCUUCUUGUUACCAUCAUGCUUCUAGCCGCCCACUCGGCCUUCGCAGAAACAAACAUGCUUCAAGAUUUGUGUGUUGCUGAUCUCAAGGGUUCAAAAGUCAACGGAUACCCAUGCAAAGACCCAUCACAAGUAACACCAGAGGACUUCUACUACAUGGGCUUAGCCAAUGCUGCAGACACCAGCAACACCUCAAUGGGCUCAGCCGUCACAGCAGGCAACGUUGAGAAAAUCCCUGGCCUCAACAUGAUGGGUACCUCCAUGUCUCGUAUCGACUACGCACCAGGCGGACUCAACCCGCCUCAUCUUCAUCCCCGAGCUUCCGAGGCCAUAUUCGUCCUCGAAGGAAGUCUCUUCGUCGGCUUCUUGACCACCUCUGGAAAACUCAUCUCCAAACACGUCAAAAAAGGAGACGUCUUUGCAUUCCCGAGAGCUCUCCUCCAUUUCCAGCAGAACCCUAACAAAACUCCUGCCUCCGUGAUCGCUGCUUUCGAUAGUCAGAACCCUGGGACACAAAGUGUUGGACCGUCUCUGUUUGGUGCUAACCCUCCCAUUCCUGAUGACUUGCUUGCCAAGGCGUUCUCGCUUGGAACAAAUGAGAUUCAGAAUAUUAAGGGAAAAUUCCAAAAGAAAUGAACAUAGGUUUCAGACCAUACACAUUAAUACAAUAAUGUUAAUACAAAUAAUGAACAUAAAAUCUGUAAAUUACUAAGCAAAAGCAAAGAAAACUUGUACAUUUUAUUUUAAUUGUUGUAGAUACUCGUAUAUUUUUGGCCCAUUGAUUACAACAAGACCAGUUUCAACUA